This is a messenger RNA of Caenorhabditis sp. 36 PRJEB53466, 3752 nucleotides long. The record is from the annotation of a GenBank genome assembly. NCBI's taxonomy places the organism in Eukaryota, Metazoa, Nematoda, Chromadorea, Rhabditida, Rhabditidae.
AUGUCAACAUUUUCGCGUCAAGACCAACUUCCGAAUCUUCCGGUGCCACCGCUUGUGGAGACUCUCGAAAAGUACCUGGAUUCAGGUAACAUCAUUAAAAAUGUUGUAAGAAAAGCUCUAUUUUCAGCUUCCGCUCUGUUAACCGCCGACGAAAAAACGCGUUUGGAGAAGGAGAUUCACGAAUUUCAGCACUCGGAACUCGGCAUUCAAUUGCAGACGGCACUCGAGAACCGAGCGAAAAAUCAUAAGAAUUGGGUGGGUUUUUUAGGAAAUCGAUAAUAUCGUUUGUCGUGUGUGUCCUCUAGACGAUUUUUCAAAUUCAAAAGAUAUUCGAGUACAGUAAUAUAUGUACAUAAAGUUUGUUGAAAACAGAAAAACAAACAAGGUUCUAUAGAAGAGAGAUAGCCUAAAGUUGAUUUGAUAAGGAAUAGAUAUUGCGCCUGUGAUCGAUGAUGGCCACGUUUCUGAUCAAUUUGUAUUACAUGUUCAGUUGGGGUCAAAGUCUUCGCAUGCCACUCUUAAGAUGAUCUAAAAUCUGUACUAUGUCUUGUACCAAAAAAAGGCCGACCUUUCUAUGAGUCAAAAUUUGCAACAAACAACAGCAACAGUGUUUGCAGCUCGAGGACUGGUGGUACAACGCCUACACGGAGAUCCGUGAGCCACUGGCGCCGUACGUGUCAUUCGGAGCACUUAGUACUUUGUACAAUUGUGUGGAUGGAGGACAAGUGAGCCGUGCGGCCGAUGUACUCCAUCAUUGGAUUGUCGUCUGGGACAAGAUUCGGCAGUGAGUUUAUCGGGUUUUUACUCGGCAAAAUCCGGUCCGACGGCCGUCCCGGGUGGCCAAAUCGCAGAAAGAAAGAAACUGACUAUUAUUGAACUAUCAUUUUCAGUUCAAAAUGGCCGGUGACGUCAUCUCGUGGCGUCACCUGGGACAUGGCCCAAUUCCAUCAUCUGUUUUCGUCGGUCCGAACGCCAAGAAAGCCCCGCGACACUAUGGAUCGCUUUUUUAAGACCAGUCAGUUUAUUGUAGAUAAGAAAACGAGAUGAUAAAAAAAAAGUUGUAUCACUUCUAAAAUGUGGAAAAACCAUCGAAAUGUUUUGCAGAAGAGGAAGGAGACACGCCAUGCCACGUCAUCAUCUGCUGCAACGGAUGCUUCUGGAAACUGAACAUUUUGAACGAGGAGGAGGACACCGUCAAAUCCCCCGAUGAGCUUUAUAAUGUAACCAUCCGUUUAAGACUACACUAUUUAGUGAAAAGAAAUCCCGAAAGAGCUUCGUAUCGUUAUUGAACCGUUGAAAUUUCAGAUGCUAAAAUUCGUGAAAGAGAAUUCGUCGGACGAGUCGAAGACGUGUGUGAGCAAGCUCACGACCACCCAUCGAGAUGUUUGGGCGACGGUUGGAGAAUAGUGUGUACCUACAAUUUAUCGCUUCUUUUUUUUUAAAGAACCGCGACGAUUUGCUGCGUGUGAGCCAGGCGAAUCAAGAUCAUUUGGGCGACAUCGAGCGCAGCAUUUUGUUCAUGUCUCUGGUACCCAAAAAUGGUGGAAAUGAUCAGCAAAAGGUGCGGAUUUUGAGAGCUAUUCAGAUAAAUGCAUUUUAUAAGUUCAUAUUCAGUUGAUGUCAAACGCUCUUCAAGACGAAAGUUGGUUUGUGUGGCAGGAUAAGUCUGUCAGUAUUACCGUGUACGAGGAUGCUCAAGUCAUGGUUCAAGGAGAUGUAAGUUUGAUUUAUCGAUAAAUUUUGGUUGCAAAAUGUCCUCUUUUUAGCACUCGAACAUCGACGCAAUAGUUCUGCUGCAAGUGGGCGACCACGUGGCUUCGCGUGUCCGGAAACAACUUUGGCACCCGGCCAAAACGGGCUCCGACGAACACUUUGAGUUCCCCGAACGAAUGAUUUUCGAGCUCAGCGAGUCACUCCGCCACGCCGUUUCCCUAGCUGACGUGGAGUUUUAUAAGAGUGUAAGUGUUUAUUCAAACCGACGUAUCUCAGCUCCCUGUGAAGUUACCAAAAAGGUGUCAACUGAUGAAAUGUGCCAAAUGGUUUUCUGAACACAUUCUCAGUUGACAACUUCUCGAUAUCUCAACUGGCGGCUGAGAUAUGGAGGAGAAUUGCAGAAGCAACUAUACCGAGCGCGCGGAGUUCACUUCUCCGGAUACGGUAACGACGUGUGCCGGACCGCAAAAGUCUAUACGGAUACUGUAGUUCAACUGGCGUUGCAGUUGGCCUUUUUGAAGACUCAUGGAAGGUUUGUGAUCGGAUAAUGUUUUCUAUCUGCAAAAUAAUCGAACUUCUCUUAAAUUAGGUCUUAAAAGAACCUUACCUAACUGAGAGUGCCUGGAUUGUGACUGUAUUGAAAUUUUCCGUUAUUUUAACUUUGGUAUUAUGUCGAGAGAUAUUACAGUAACAAAUAAUUUUCAGCUUCGCUCCAGUCUACGAAACCGCCUCAACUCGCAAAUUUUUCCACGGACGCACUGAAACAGUGCGUGGAUGCACCCAACCAUUCAUCCGUUUUGCAAAAGCACUCUUAGUCGAUCCAAAGGUAAAUCAGUCUGUACUUAUGCUCAUUUUCUACUUAUUACAAGAUCAUUGGAAAUGAGCUAACGCUCGGAAGCGGCUUAUCCUGUUAGUUUCUCAGAAGGUUCAACGUCUUGUUACCUAAUCAUUUUUUUUUCUACAAAACAACCACAACUCUGAACGAAACUUUUUUCAGACCGACAAAGAGCACCUCAAAAAGUUGUUCGACUCGGCGGUACACGCGCACAAUCAGUUGAUGGCCGAUUGUAUGGACGGACGAGGUAACCGAUUUUUUUUUAUUACAAUUCUGAACUGUAAUGAGCUUAUCCCAGUGUAAAACCGACAAAAAAACUAGAAGAAAUCCGAAUCUGAUCCUUCGUCGGGGUUUCAGUUCAGUUGCGUUAUCAGAUUUCCAGAUUUUUGUGUAGUAGACCACGAAUUAUUUUAUGUUUAGAAGAUUAAGCGAAAAUUCUCACAUUCAGGGCUGGGGGCAAUUGACAGACCCUUGUCCUGAACUUUUGAACCACUUUGCAGGCUUCUUGUACGUGGAUUGAAGUAUUCUGGGUCCGAGUUUCAGCCUGAUGAUCGGAUUAUUUACUGUACAAGAUAUAGUGCUUUAGGGCCGGUUUUGGCCAAAUAUUCCUUGGACCCAAUACACUUCAAUCCAUGUCCAAGGAGCCUGCAAAGAAUAUAGAAAGUGGGUCAAAAGGAAAAAUCGUACCUGUCAGGAUUCGACCGUCACUUGAUGGGUCUCAAACAGACGCUGGCCAUCAUGAACAAAGGAUGUGGUCCCAAACGGACGGUCCCGUCGUUCCUGCGGGAUGACACGUGGAAGAGGACCGGAGGAGACGGAAACUUCCUGCUUUCCACAAGGUAAAUAUCAUUUUCCACGAAAAAUCACAUUUUCGGAGAUUUCUCGAAUAAUUGUUUGCCUUACAAUAUCCCAAAACUGUAACUUUUGCAGUUUCAUCGGUUACAUGGACGGAAAUCAGCCGGGAACUUUUGGAUUCGUGGCCGCAAUGCGUCCGGACGGCUACGGAUGUUUCUACCGUAUCGGAAAGACCAGGUGGGAGGCCUAGAAAUCCCCGAAAGGUGGUCAAACUUUACUAUUUUACAGAAUCUCGGUCGCCGUCUCCGAUUGGGUCAAUUCUCGAUCGAAUAUUGACGCGUUCGCAGCUAACAUUCAAUGGGCUUUCGACGCUUUGAGCCCUUUCCUGACGCCGGCGCACAAAUUAUGA